AUUGCGCAUGCGUCGUGACCCGCAGGCGUGUAGUAUUGUGUGGAGUCAGCAGUGCUACGUUUGUUAAGACUGUAAAGAGCCGAUAGGGUUUUGGAGGUGAAUCAAGACAUUUUGCAUGUCCUAUUUUCUUAUUGCUUUUUCGUGGGAAAAACAUCGAGUGCAGCUUUGAUUGAGAAGUCCCAGCAAGUAUAAGAAUGACGAGUAACGCCCGACGGAAAGAUGAAGUGCAUGUGGCCAACGGAGGAGUGAAGCUGACCACUUGGAGCAAAGCCUUCAAGAGCAGCGCCGUGUGGGACGAAAAGGAUGAAUUUUUAGAUGUUAUUUACUGGUUUCGACAAAUCAUCGCUGUUAUCUUGGGAGUAAUAUGGGGAGUAUCGCCUCUAAAAGGAUUUUUAGGAAUUGCAAUAUUUUGUGUAAUCAACGCUGGACUUGUGUAUCUUUACUUUAGCAGCUUCCAGCAAAUAGAUGAAGAAGAGUAUGGAGGAACGUGGGAACUAACAAAAGAAGGAUUCAUGACUUCUUUUGCCCUGUUUUUGGUGGUCUGGAUAAUAUUUUAUACUGCAAUUCAUUAUGACUGAGCAAAUGAGAACCCCCCCCCCCCCAACCCUCUCCAUUCCGAAAAGAAGCACGGACAAUGAAAAUCAGUGUGAAAUGCAGAAAAUGAGGACGUUAAAAAUAUUUUUCUUUUUUUUGUACCCAACAGUAUUGCAGCAUAUUGGACUGGGAAAGAGUGAAGAACAAUUGUGUUCUGGAGUUGGCCUUUCUAGGCUGAAUUUUAGCAUCGUUUUUUUUUUUGUUUGUUUUUUUUUGUUUUUUUUUAAACGUCUAUGAACCAUAAACUUUUACAAUAAGCCAUGGAGUUUUUUAAAUAACAUAGCGUCUAACUUCAGAUUUUUGCCUACAUUUGUCCAGUUUCAUACCUGAUUAAGGAGUACUUAUUUAGGGUAUGAUUUAAUUUGAAUAUUAGUGUGAUAACUGUACAAUUUUCAUUCAAAGACUUAUUAAACUAUUAUUUCUACAUGUUAAGCUGUGA
Molecule: messenger RNA, 1033 nt
Organism: Erpetoichthys calabaricus (reedfish)
Lineage: Eukaryota; Metazoa; Chordata; Cladistia; Polypteriformes; Polypteridae
Gene: rab5if
Product: RAB5 interacting factor
Exons: 4
Coding region: 195-578 (127 amino acids)
Biological process (GO): mitochondrial respirasome assembly
Source: RefSeq, a predicted model, not a curated record